AUGAAGAAAAUUAUACUUCUUAUUCUAUUCCUUCAAAAAAUAAAUCGCGCAACUCUAUUGCGUCAAAAAACACUUUUGACAUAUUCGCUGCCAGAAAAUAGACAUCUUAAAAGGCUAUUGGGUUAUACUGAAGACACUUACCUCAACUUUACUGAAUUGGCCACUAAAUACAGAUAUCCGUCGGAAGAGCACACGGUGAUUACAGAAGAUGGAUACGUAUUGAAGGUAUUUAGAAUUUUAUCGAAGUGCAGGACAGUAUCUGAACGUUUACCCAUUAUAUUAAUGCAUGGGCUAUUUGACAGUUCUGACUUAUGGAUAUUGAGCGGUCCGCGAACUGGAUUGGCGUACAUCCUCGCAAACAAUUGUUAUGAUGUAUGGGUCCCAAACCACAGAGGUAACCGGUAUUCACGGAAACAUUUGACAUUAGAUCCCAAUAAAGAUAUCGAGUACUGGAAUUUCUCGUUUGACGAACAUGGAUAUUUCGAUAUUCCCGCCAUUAUAAAUUAUGUGAUUGAAGUAACUAAUAAGUCUAAAUUAUUUUACGUUGGACACUCCCAAGGUACGACUGACUAUUACGUCGCAAUGUCCUUGCGGCCCGAAUACAACGACAGAAUUCAACUGUCCUUUCAUCUGGCUCCAGUCGCCUGGUUGAAAAAUAUAAAAAGUCCCAUUCAUAAAUCUAUUGCUGAAAUCACAACCGAGAUAAAAGCUGUUUUAGAUUUAUUGGGUGUUGGUGAAGUAUUCGCAAGGCGUCAACUGUCGCAUAUUAUUUUAGAAUUUUUUUGUCAAUAUGCCCCACAACUAGUUUGCGGAACAGGUUUAACCAUCACCACAGGCUUUUUAAAGGGUACUGUGUCUUCAAGAACUCUAGCCGUGGCAUUUGGUCAUGUAUUAGCUGGUACAUCGGUAAAAUCACUUGCGCAUUUUGGACAACUAAUACUUUCGAUGAAAUUUCACCGUUAUGACGAAGGUAAAAUAGGAAACUUAAAAAAAUAUGGAUUGAAGAAGCCACCGGAAUAUAAUAUUUCCAAAAUUGUAUCUCCUGUUUUCUUAAUAUGUGGUCAAAAUGACUGGCUAUCAUCAUUGAAAGAUGUGAAUGAACUAAGUUCUAGGCUGCCAAAUUUAAUAGAAACAUAUAUUGUACCAGAACCUUACUGGGGUCAUAACAAUUAUGUUUGGGGUUUAGAAGCACCUGAACUAAUUUUUAAGAAAAUACUUGAUUAUCUAAAGCGAUAUGGUAAAUAA
Messenger RNA from Parnassius apollo (apollo), 1245 nucleotides. The record is from the annotation of a GenBank genome assembly. NCBI's taxonomy places the organism in Eukaryota, Metazoa, Arthropoda, Insecta, Lepidoptera, Papilionidae.